GUUGGGUCUUCUCCAAGUUCUAAGCCCAGCCUGGGUACUCUAUAAAUGGAAAGCUGAAAAAAAAAGAAAAAAGAAAAGGAAAAUCGUUUUCCAUUUUCUGCGAAUUCAACUCGCUCAUAUCCGCCUAAAAAACCUUGGUUCGCUUCGCAGUAGCUCCCUCCCACUACGAUCGAUAAUGAGCUCAAUCAAUUGUACUGUACUGUACUUGUAAUAAUAUUCAGAAUCUUUUCAUUCUGAUUCCUAAAUUAGUUUCCGAUUCGUUGAGUUGAGCGAAAUUGCAUUUUUGAGUGACAAUCACCAUUUGUUAAUUAGACAGACAGAAAAGAAAAAGAAAUACUUAGUAGUUUUACCUGCAGAAGAUGAAACAACUUAGGUUAAUCUUAUUGUUCUCCCUCUUUUGUACGAUAUGGGCUGCUUUGAUCGGUAGAUCGGCUUCUGUUCCCUCCACAGACCUGCUUCUGCUUGGGAUUCCCCCCGAAGAUGAGAGUUAUUACAAGGCAUUAUCAUCGUCGGGGGCUAUCAAAUGCAAGGAUGGAUCCAAGAAAUUCACCAAAUCUCAGCUCAAUGACGACUUCUGCGACUGCCCUGACGGCACUGAUGAGCCCGGAACAUCGGCAUGCCCCAACGGAAAAUUUUAUUGCCGCAAUGCAGGCCAUGCUCCACUUUCUAUAUUUUCUUCUAAAGUCAGUGAUGGAAUAUGUGAUUGCUGUGAUGGAAGUGAUGAGUACGAUGGUAAAGUGAAGUGCUCAAAUACAUGUUGGGAGGCUGGAAAAGUUGCUCGGGAUAAGUUGAAGAAAAAGAUUGCGACUUAUCAGGAAGGAGUAACUUUGAGAAAGCACGAAAUUGAACAAGCAAAGCUAGCGUUAGCUAAAGACGAAGCAGAAUUAUCAAAGCUAAAAAAUGAGGAGAAAAUACUUAAAGGGCUGGUUCAACAGCUUAAGGAGCAUAAGGAAAAUAUAGAAAAAGCGGAGGAGAAAGAACGCUUACAGAAAGAAAAAGAAGAGAAUGAAAAGAAAGAAGCUGAGGAAGCUCACAGGGCGAAAAGUAAAGAUGUAGAGGAAGUAUCCAGUCAAGGAAAGCCUUUCGAAAGUACAAGCGACGAUCAUAUUGGGUUAUUGGAGGACUCUCCUUCAGACAAGGAACACUCCAUUGACCCUGUACAUGAGUUAGAAUCUGCUGAUAGUUCCGGAAAUGAUGACUUUCUGACGAAUGAAGUACAAGAGGGUGCUGCAAAGAAAGAGGAAGAUUCUUCGGUUGCGCAUGAAUCUGGUCCUGAUAUUAACGUUGAGGAAAAAGACGCAUCUGAAAAUGUUGAGGUGCUGUCAAAGGAAGAGUUAGGUCGUCUUGUUGCUUCCCGGUGGACUGGGGAAGUUGAUGCUGGGAACGAUGACAAACAUGAAAUCUCUGAGGACGCACCAAGUGAUGCACAUGAUGAGGAAUAUGAAGGAUAUGAUUCAGAAAGCGAGGAUGACAGCCAAAAAUACAAUGAGGAUGAUGAAGAAGAAGAAGAAGAAGACCAUGUGGAAGACUUUGAAGAGGAGAAGCAUGAUGAUUUCAGUUCUCUGGACAAAUCCACCUCAGAUGGCGAGUUAGAUGUGCCAGAUACAACAACCUCAAGUAGCCCAUCUUGGUUAGAGAAGAUCCAACAAACUGUGCGCAACAUUCUACAAGCUGUUAAUUUGUUCCAGACUCCCGUGGAUGUAUCAGAGGCAGCACGGGUACGCAAAGAAUAUGAUGAAUCCAGUUCCAAAUUGUCUAAGAUCCAAUCAAGAAUAUCUAGUUUGACAAAAAAGCUAAACCAGGAUUUUGGUCCAGACAAGGAGUUCUAUUCAUUCUACUCUAAAUGCUUUGAGAUCAAGCAGAAUAAGUACGUUUACAAAAUUUGCCCAUUCAAACAAACUUCCCAGGAGGAGGGCCACAGCACAACUCGCUUGGGCAACUGGGAUAAGUUCGAGGACUCAUACAAAACCAUGCUAUUUUCAAGUGGGGAUAAAUGCUGGAAUGGGCCUGAUAGAAGUUUAAAGGUCAGGUUAAGAUGUGGGUUGAAGAAUGAAGCGACUGAUGUGGAUGAACCAAGCCGUUGCGAAUAUGAGGCAUUGCUAUCAACCCCAGUUCUUUGUCUAGAAGAAAAGCUUAAGGAACUGCAAGAGAAACUGGACUUGAUGAACAAGCAGCAACCACAGGGUCAUGAUGAACUUUAAACAAUCCGCCUAAGUUUAGACAUAGCACUUGGCCGAUGAAGUUACCUUGCUUGUACGUUUUGUUUGGAGCUCGAUUAAUAUUGCGACUGUAGACUCUUCGCGAAAUGUGGGGUGAGACUUCCUGCUGGAAAAGAGAAGGAGAAAACGGUUAGUUGAGGCUUAGAAGCAAUUUCUCACUCAAAUGUGGGAUGGAAGUGGUUACAACUAGAAAACUUGACAAAACCUGAUUUUUCAAACUUUCAUCAUUUUUCUUCUUCUAUUCAACUAAGUAAGAAUACAGCAACCUCAUCCAAACGGCAGUUUCCCCCUAAUACCCCGGGACUGUAAUUUUCGUUCCAUUGAUCCACAUUUGGAGUUGGUUCAGAUGGUGAUGAAUCACCAGGUUUGGGGUUUGCAUCUCAAAAGGGGGCAAAGACAUUUAUGAGUUCCUUGUGGAUUUGUAGGUAUAUUUUGUCUUUAUCAUGUUUGGAUUGAUCUCCCAAUGAUAAUUGCGAACUGCCAGAUUGAUAA
Rhododendron vialii is the source of this 2711-nucleotide messenger RNA. RefSeq names its product glucosidase 2 subunit beta. The coding region runs from base 360 to 2201 and encodes 613 amino acids. Gene Ontology annotation, cellular component: glucosidase II complex. Gene Ontology annotation, molecular function: protein binding. The record is from RefSeq and is a predicted model, not a curated record. Gene Ontology annotation, biological process: N-glycan processing. The transcript has 16 exons. NCBI's taxonomy places the organism in Eukaryota, Viridiplantae, Streptophyta, Magnoliopsida, Ericales, Ericaceae.